Molecule: messenger RNA, 702 nt
Organism: Labrus mixtus (cuckoo wrasse)
Lineage: Eukaryota; Metazoa; Chordata; Actinopteri; Labriformes; Labridae
Product: hepcidin-like
Exons: 3
Coding region: 53-313 (86 amino acids)
Biological process (GO): defense response to bacterium; intracellular iron ion homeostasis
Cellular component (GO): extracellular region
Source: RefSeq, a predicted model, not a curated record
GCUGACGAGAGUAACAAACAGAGUGAAAGUAACUCAAACCUCGCAGGUCAAGAUGAAGACAUUCAGUGUUGCAGUUGUCGUAGCCAUGAUGCUGGCUUUUAUUUGUAUCCAGGAGAGCUCUGCUGUCCCACUCACUGAGGUUGAAGAACUGGAGGAGCCAAUGAGCAAUGACAAUCCAGUUGCUGAACAUCCAGAGAUCUCAUUGGACUCUUGGAUGAUGCCGUACAUCAACAGACAGAAGCGUUCCUUUAAAUGUAAAGUUUGCUGUGGCUGCUGCCGGCCUGGUGUCUGUGGACUGUGCUGCAGAUUCUGAGGAUUCCUGCUUCAAUAAACACUUCAUCUCCAUUUGUUUGUUCUGUACUUGUGUCUAGAUUUCAGACAAGAUAUCCAGUCACGCGUAAUAAAACAAUAAACGCAUUAUUAUUGUAUCAGAAUUUGUAACUUGUGUUUCUUUAAUAAUACCAUCAGUGCUCUCUGCAGAGAAGGAUGUGCAAAGAUUCAACAAACAUGCAAGGAAUUACAAAAAUAACAAAUCCUGGUAUGCAAUUAAAAAAUAACUUGUGUUUAUAUCUAUUAAUAUUUAAGUAUUUCUUUGGGAUUUGUCUAAUGGCUAGUGAGCUUGAAAAAUAGAUGUGAAAUGGUUGGUCUCCAAUAUACUGUAUAUCAAGACAUAAAUUAAAAUGUACUGUCAGUAAAUUAAAA